Drosophila kikkawai is the source of this 2681-nucleotide messenger RNA. RefSeq lists its product as uncharacterized. Gene Ontology annotation, biological process: protein K48-linked ubiquitination; negative regulation of extrinsic apoptotic signaling pathway via death domain receptors; proteasome-mediated ubiquitin-dependent protein catabolic process. NCBI's taxonomy places the organism in Eukaryota, Metazoa, Arthropoda, Insecta, Diptera, Drosophilidae. The record is from RefSeq and is a predicted model, not a curated record. Gene Ontology annotation, cellular component: plasma membrane; cytoplasm. Gene Ontology annotation, molecular function: ubiquitin protein ligase activity.
UAUCGCGAGUGGUCGAGCCAGCACUAAAAGUUGCUAUUUUGCCUGAUAAAAAUUUACAAAAUCAUUGCAAGACCCUUCGAAAUCGUCGCCCAUGAGCCAGCUGUGAGGGGAAUCCCAGUGCCGUCGUAACCAAGUCGCCGCGAGGCGGACAUGAAAACCGCUGCCAGGACAUCGCACCACCAGCAGUGAUUCACGGCGUUGACAUUGAAAAACAAAUGCAAUGCCAGCGCUCGGGGCGUGAGCAGACGGAAGGGGAGCAGGAAGGAGCAAGGAUACAGCCUUUGGGUCGAUCGAAGCAGCCCCGGCCGCAGCCCCACUGACCGACCAUCCAGAGCCCCGGCCGCCAAGAUGCCCUGCGAGAGCUGCGGUGUUGAGUUCACCGUCUUUCGUCGCAAGCGCGCUUGCUUCGACUGCAAACGCUACUACUGUGCCAACUGCAUUGUGGCCAGGCGCUGCCAACGAUGCUCCAUCUUUGCCCAGCGCCCGCUGCUCAGAACGGAUCUGCUGAAGCUCAAGCCGAAGGACCUGAUCUUCUAUCUGCAGUCCAAACACAUUUCCACUGAGGGCUGUCUAGAGAAAGAGGAGCUGGUCGGACUGGUGCUGGCUCAUGUGGCCCAGAUGGACACCGGACGCGGCUCGAACGCCUCCGCCAAUAGUCCGGGCCGCGGGCAGGCCAACCCCAUCGACAACCUCAAGCAGUCGUGCCAAAAUUUCUUCACCAACCUGACCGACAACCUAAGCGACUCGUUCGCCGCGUUCGAUUCCAAGGCUAGCAGCAAGCCGCCGGAGAACAGGCAGCCCGCCGAGGCGCCCUCACACAUAUUCGAGCAGCCGCGGGUGUCCACGCGCGAGAUUCCCACGUACGCCAGCUCGGUGAACGGGGAAUCGGGCAGUGGCUCGGUCCAUGUCCAGCCAGCGGCCACCGUUAAUGGGGGCACCCAGAGCAGCAGCAGUCCUUCAACUUCCACGCCGGCAUCGAGCAACCGCGAUGCCAACGGCUCGCCAAGCAGCCCCAGCCACAGCGACAGCCGGGCCCGCGGGUCCCAAGAGUCCACUCAGGGCCAGGCAGCCAAUGACGGCAUUCGUGAUAUCAAGUCCGACGACUGCGAGUGUUCGGACGACGAGAUUAUGGCCACGUUCAGCGAGCGCGUGUCGCUGUCGCUCCGAACUGACCACAGUGUCCCACCAGUGCCGAACCCUGAUGCCGCCCUGGAGGCGGCCAUAAAUGGCCCUGGGGGCCUAGAAACUGCCAACAACACCAGUCCGGUCUGCUCCAAGCCGGGCUCGAGCAGUUCCAAGGCGGAUGCCUCGUCGCAGUCUAGUUUCGAGGAGCUGGGAGCCAUCGGCGGCAUCUCUGACGAGAGUAAGGCCACCACGGACACCAACAGCAGCCACUUGGAUCAGUGGCAGGUGCUGGAGGUGAACAGGAUCGAGGCUGUGGACGCAACGCCAACCACGAGUGCCGCCGAGGAGAUUCUGGAGGUUACUCUCCGAAGCGGCAGACCGGCUCCUGCGGAGGACGGCAGGCAGGAAGAGUGCGAGAGUACCCAGGCCCUAAACAUGGAGCAGCGUCCGGCCAAUCCGACUCCAGCGUCACAUCCCGCCGUGCCGCAGCGCACUAAAAAGGUGACCCGGCGCCGUUCCGAUGGCUACUUGAAUCGCCGGCACCACUCCAGUGAUGAGGAGUCGCCGGUGGCACCCGGUGGACCUGGCCUAAGCCUCGGACUGUCUACGCUGAGCGAGCAGCCCGAGUCCGGCCUGCACGCCCACUCGCAUCGCAACAGCUGCCAGCGCUGCGGCAAGAACAAGACAAACAUCCGUCGGCAUGUGGAGAGAAUGCGGCGGCACCUGGAGAACUCGCAGAUGUCCGAGGAGGACAUCAAGCGCGAACUUCAGGAGUUCCUCACGUACCUGGAGCAACGUACCAAGUCGGUUGAGGCCUCCGAGUCGGGCAGCCAUGCCGUUUCGCCUCUGAGCGUGGACGCGAUCAGCGUGGCUGCCGGCGGAAGGUCGCCGGACAUGCCCAUUACCCCGACAAUUGAGUUUUCGCCAACGCAGGAGGACGACAUUCGCUGGGACGACGAAGGCAUCCAUGUGUAUGCGGCACCCUCGGACUAUGAGCCCGCCGCCUGCAUUGAUUCGCGCUUCGUAAACUUGGAAGACUUUGAAGACUUAAAAGACUUGGAGGCAUUGACGGUGAAACAGUUGAAGGAGGUGCUCAUGCUGCACCGCGUCGACUACAAGGGCUGCUGCGAGAAGCAGGAGCUGCUUGAUCGCGUCAGCAGGCUGUGGAAAACCAUGCGGGAGGCUCCAGCUGUGGAGAAACUGGCCACGGAUGAGCUGUGCAAAAUCUGCAUGGACGCGCCCAUCGAGUGCGUGUUCCUCGAGUGCGGCCACAUGGCCACCUGUACCAGCUGUGGCAAGGUGCUCAACGAGUGUCCGAUCUGUCGACAAUAUAUCGUACGCGUCGUACGAUUCUUCAGGGCGUAGAGUGUACAGCGGAUUCCCGGAUCUCGGAUCUUCGCGGGAUUACAACGUAUUAGUUUCCUUAAUCGACGCGCGUGCAACCAUAAUAAUAAUGUGUAAUCAUAAUUUGUAUGUUUUAGUUCUACUAAGUAUGUAGUACGUUGCCAGUAUAUACGCAGAUACCGCUUUUAAAGUGUAUUUAUCUAUUUCCAAAA